Odobenus rosmarus divergens (Pacific walrus) is the source of this 738-nucleotide messenger RNA. RefSeq names its product HUS1 checkpoint homolog b (S. pombe). The record is from RefSeq and is a predicted model, not a curated record. NCBI's taxonomy places the organism in Eukaryota, Metazoa, Chordata, Mammalia, Carnivora, Odobenidae. Gene Ontology annotation, cellular component: site of double-strand break; checkpoint clamp complex; nucleolus. Gene Ontology annotation, biological process: telomere maintenance; meiotic DNA integrity checkpoint signaling; nucleotide-excision repair.
AUGAAGUUUUGUGCCAACAUCACUGGCGAGGACUUUAUAGAGCUCUUUAUUCAUAUCAGUGGCACCAUAUCAAAGCUGGUGAGAGUCUUUGUGCUCCACGUGUUCCAAGACAGCCUGUGCUUUAGGCCUGAUGACUCCAGGGUCAUUUGUGAUGCGAGAGUGUGGUAUGAGGUGAGGCAGGGAGACUUCUUCCACCACUUUCACAUGGAAGAUGUUUCAGAAGAGUUAAAGGAGAUUUAUUUAGAGCUGACAUCUGAGCAUUUGUUCGGAAUAGCAAGAAGCACUGGGAGGAAUGCCUCUACCUUGAAGCCCCAGUUGACCAACAAGUGGCAUCCCCACCUCACUGUGUCUGUGGAGCUGUCAUUGCCCACAGGUCGAACUCCUGUGGUGGUACUUGAUCCAUUUGAUGGGCCUCACUUGGGCGAUCAAGUGCUGGUUGAAACAAAUCUAAAUGGCAAAAUGAACUUCAGUGUAGAAACUGAUGUCUUGUCUAUUAAAGUUUGGUGUUUUUUUUUUUUUUUUUGAAAUCUUCCAAAGUCUGCUCAGGAUAUGCCUCAAGACAGAAACCUGGAGAACAUGGUGCAAGUGCUAGUAGAGAGUAGGAAGCUUCUGCAGUUUUUCGAGGGACAGCAAAUAAAUCCUGUAACAGUCUUAUGCAAUGUUUUGAGCAAUACUCUUCUUCAUCUUGUUUUAGUUCGUGAAGAUGUCUCUCUUCAGUGUUUCAUUCCUGCCUCAUAA